AUGUUCGACGUAGUGUUCAUAUUUUUCUUGUUCUUAAUCGCGGUGACAUGCAUCAUGAACUACAUGCCAGGACGGAGUAAGAAGCAGGAAGCUAUUGAGGAUGAAGUGGAAGAUGACGUCAUUCCUCCACCACCACUGUUCGCUGGAGACGAUAUUGAAAAACAACCUACCACUAGUAGGGACACAUAUGUCGUUAUAUCGCCUCCAAUUGACAAUUACAAAACCAAAGAAGGUUGUCCUAUACACGUGGUGUAG
Parnassius apollo (apollo) is the source of this 255-nucleotide messenger RNA. The record is from the annotation of a GenBank genome assembly. NCBI's taxonomy places the organism in Eukaryota, Metazoa, Arthropoda, Insecta, Lepidoptera, Papilionidae.